CUCAGGCCGCCGUAGGCGCGACACGUCCUUUACCGCUGUAUACGCCAAAUCGCUCCGUGACAAGCUGGCAGGAUUCGACGCACAAAUCACUCCGAUUAGGAUGUCGGUACCUAUGACGACGAUGAACGGCACUGGCGCAACCAUCCCAAUCAACUCGCGACCCGACGACAUCCGAAACCGGGUAAUCAAAGUGGAGGAAGACGUGCAAAAAGAUGGAAAUGAAGAAAGUUGCGGAAAAGUUCUCAUCAUACUUUCCUGGGCAUUGGUGGUCAUGACUAUGCCCUUUUCACUCUUUGUCUGCUUCAAGGUGGUGCAAGAGUACGAGAGAGCAGUCAUAUUCCGGCUUGGUAGACUUCUCUCGGGCGGUGCCAAAGGACCGGGCAUCUUUUUCAUCCUGCCGUGCGUCGACAGCUACGCCCGGGUCGAUCUGCGCACGAGAACCUACGAUGUACCGCCUCAGGAGGUACUGACAAAGGACAGCGUGACGGUGUCCGUAGACGCGGUGGUCUACUAUCGCGUGAACAACGCGACGAUCUCGAUCGCCAACGUCGAAAACGCCCAUCACAGCACUCGACUCCUCGCCCAAACGACCCUACGCAACACCAUGGGCACCAGACCACUCCACGAGAUACUCAGCGAGCGCGAGACCAUAUCUGGUAACAUGCAGGCUUCGUUGGACGAGGCUACCGAUUCCUGGGGCAUCAAGGUAGAGCGCGUCGAGAUUAAGGACGUCCGACUACCUGUUCAGCUGCAGCGUGCAAUGGCAGCCGAAGCUGAAGCUGCUCGCGAGGCUCGAGCUAAGGUCAUUGCUGCUGAAGGUGAGCAAAAGGCCAGCCGGGCUCUGCGAGAGGCUUCCGAAGUCAUUGGCGACUCGCCCGCUGCUCUCCAGCUUCGAUACCUCCAGACUCUCAACACCAUCUCAGCCGAGAAGAACUCGACGAUUGUAUUCCCGCUGCCCAUCGACAUGCUCACCUACUUCAUGAAAGCAAAGGAGGCGUGUUAAGCCACACCUCCCUUUUUUUUUUUUUUUUCCUAUUACGACCGGCAAAUUAAACUACUUACUACUAAAAAAAGAAGAAAAAAAAUGACUGCUAAUACACGUGGUUCUAAAAAAUGCUGAAAGUUCUGCCGAGUUUUGUAUAACUAUUUAUGUGUAAAAAUACACGCAGUUCAUGUAUACUACAUAUAUUAUAAUGUACAUCGAUAUCGGCAAAGAUGAUGAUUCGAAAGGGAGGAACAAUUUUUCAAUUUCAUUGUCAUUUAAUGUUCAACUGUGAUGACGAUUACGCGGACACAGUAAACGUCAUCAGGCUUUCUUAUUGUGGUCCAUGGUGGACUGUUUUAACAUGUCCCUAGAAAUAAUGGGGAAAAAAAUCCAAAGAAGGUCUGAUUUAUUUACGUUCGGGUAAUUUACUGUUACUGAUAUGAAAAAAAAAAAAGAAGAAAAUUUUACUGAUUAUAUACACAUUAAAAAAGUUCCUUUCUCGGGAAGCUACACGAAUUUAUUCUCCUACUUGAUACGAAUAAUCUAUAGCAUUUAAGGUUUGCACGCAGAGUCCGUCGUUAUAUUUGAUAUACAUGCGUUGAUAAAUGAAAAAGACUUUAUCAGUAUCGACUA
Molecule: messenger RNA, 1618 nt
Organism: Copidosoma floridanum
Lineage: Eukaryota; Metazoa; Arthropoda; Insecta; Hymenoptera; Encyrtidae
Product: band 7 protein AGAP004871
Cellular component (GO): plasma membrane
Source: RefSeq, a predicted model, not a curated record